Messenger RNA from Mytilinidion resinicola, 2142 nucleotides. RefSeq lists its product as uncharacterized. Lineage: Eukaryota; Fungi; Ascomycota; Dothideomycetes; Mytilinidiales; Mytilinidiaceae. Bases 243 to 1958 code for a protein of 571 amino acids. The transcript has a single exon. The record is from RefSeq and is a predicted model, not a curated record.
UCAUCUAAUUUUCAUCGACAACCUCCACGGCUGCCUUGCCGGCAAACCCUCUCGUGCUACAACAAAGAACUCCACCCGCGCCCAGGCUCCUCCCUCAGCGCGUCAAACACUCCCUCAGCUCCGCCAACCCUCAGUGCUUGUUCCUGCCGGCUGUCUCGCUUGAUCCGUAUCUUUCCUGAGACACCCUCGUCAUACCGUCCACAGCAUUACCUUCUUCACUACAACUUCCCGGACCACCCAUAAUGAGCAUGGACGCAGGCGGUCUCGCUCAGAUGACAUAUAACAACUUCCAGCCGAACGGCGGCCUCGGCCUUCCCGGUGCUGGUUUUGCUUCUCGCGGCAAGGGCUCUCAGCUCAAGCGUCUCAGUGUCGCCUCCCCGCCCAAGAUCUCGUCCAUCAGCGAGCAUCAGGUCGAAAACCCUACUCCUCGCACUAGCAGAGGCCACCUGCUUGCCAACCUCCGCAAGGAGCCUCGCACCCCUUCGAGCAUUCCAGCUUCCGCUCCUUACAACCAGCAGCGAUUUGGAGGAUUGGACUCGUCGAGAUACUCUGGACAGGCCUACGGCGGAGCUAACCAGGGCGGCCCUCAGACUGCCGUUGGAUCUUCGUUCUCGUCAGCUGGCCGCAACCAAUACGGACAGAACCAGCAGAUCUUCUCUCCCACAGAGCAAGUGCUGGCUCCUCCUCCAGUCCAGUUCGACAACGAACAGAUGGAUCCCGAUGUUGUUGCCCAGCUCAUGGCUACGGAGAUGUAUCUUCAGCAACGCCAGCAGCAGCUCCAGCAACAGCUUCUGAGUCUGACUGCCCAGCAAUUCCAGGGCAUGAACAUUGGCUCCGCUGGAAUGCGCCAAUCUCAGCAGUAUCCUGCCACGCCCUACACCCCAGGCAACAACUUCUACAGCCAGCAGAUGAGCAUGAACACCCCCCAGUCUCUGGAAACGGGGCAGCCGGGUGUCUAUCUUGUGUUCAACCCCAUGACUAGCCAGUAUAACUACGUAGUCGACCCUGCUUACCAACAAGCACAGCAAAAUGGAGGCAAUAUGCAGCAGCAGCUGGCCAGCCUGCUUGCCAGUUCCCCGCCACCGCCAACUCCCAGCUACACCAACUCGCCGCCGAAGUCCAACACGCCAACCUUCCGUGCCGAGGUAUCUCCGCCCGCCGAGAUGAACUCGAACCCGUUCGAUCAUCGCAGCUCGUCUCCCCCGAAGAAGUCGCCCAGCCCACCUCAGGAUGUUGUGCCCCUGCCUCCCCCUUCCGCCAACGCGUUCCGCCGCGGCCACAAGAAGAUGGUGUCAUCUCUUGCCCUCAGCACAAACUCCAGCGACCUCCCGGGCGAUGGACCGAAGUCGGCAUUCACGCCCCGAACUGGUUUCCCCCAGACACCGAUGACCGGCACUUUCGGACCUGGCCAGGCACGUGCCGGUGAACAUCCAGUCCGUCAGCCCCGUGGCCCUCCACCUCUCGAGGAGCUCCAGGCUAGCCCAACCACAAAGCAUGAAGGCAGCAAGAAUUUUGCGACCCGUCAACGCCGUCGUGCUGUUCACAGUCUGGUUCGCGCUGGGAUUGAACGCCGUGGGGUUCGCACUGGCAGCGGUGGAAGCAUGACGCCUGUCAGCGAAUCCGAUAUGGGCUUCUCGCUGUCCUCCGACAACGAUUCCGACAGCGUGCACAGCGGUGGAAGUGGCAGCCUUUCGGGCAAACCCAGCAUUGGAAGCCUCCGCGCUGCUGCCAACGGCGCCAUCGGAUCUGAGCGCAAGGAGCUGAAAGAGCGUUCCCGCGACAGGACAAGCGUUGAUGGCCGCUACACUGCCAACAGCGUUAGCAGCGACGAGGGAUCCAUUGGCGGAGGACUGGUCGAGAUCUGCGUCGAGGACGUCAAGCCGGUCCCGGAAGAGCGUCGCAAGAUGCCCAUGCUCGUGCUGACGAGCGCCGAGAAGCGCAAGAGCUCCAUGUACUAGGGGAGGAUCGAAGCCUGGAUCGGGUAGAUCUCGAGUCCAGAGUCUCUUCUUUGUUCAUACUGUCGAUGUUUUAACUUAACGACCAAUCAUCAUGAUUUUCUUACUUGUUUAACUCUGUCUCGUGCGAACCCGUGCGGCAACAACGCGCGGUUUCCUCGACUCUUCUUCUUCGUUUCCUCGGCUC